Messenger RNA from Phragmites australis (common reed), 2068 nucleotides. Its product is annotated as lysine histidine transporter 1-like. Bases 105 to 1484 code for a protein of 459 amino acids. The record is from RefSeq and is a predicted model, not a curated record. NCBI's taxonomy places the organism in Eukaryota, Viridiplantae, Streptophyta, Magnoliopsida, Poales, Poaceae. Gene Ontology annotation, cellular component: plasma membrane. The transcript is spliced from 8 exons.
CCUGCAUCUCAUAUCCCCUACCUUUCUCUCUCUCUGCCAGACUGCCACCCCUCUCCAUCGCUGAAGGCUCUGUGGCAUCCAUCGUGAAGGCACUCCAGCCGACCAUGGGGACGACACAAGCACCCGAGAACUACUGUCCUGCCAACGAAAAGUCGAUGGAGGAGUGGCUUCCGAUCAACCCGUCGAGGAACAGCACGCAGAAAAAGUCGAUCAAGGAGUGGCUUCCGAUCAAUUCGUCGAGGAAUGCCAAGUGGUGGUACUCCGCAUUCCACAAUGUCACUGCCAUGGUCGGCGCCGGAGUGCUCGGCCUUCCCUACGCCAUGUCUGAGCUCGGCUGGGGCCCUGGCAUCGCAGUACUGGUCCUAUCGUGGAUCAUCACGCUGUACACGCUGUGGCAGAUGGUAGAGAUGCACGAGAUGGUGCCGGGCAAACGUUUCGACCGGUACCAUGAGCUGGGGCAGCAUGCGUUCGGUGAGAAGCUGGGGCUAUGGAUCGUCGUGCCGCAGCAGCUGGUGGUGGAGGUGGGCUUAAGCAUCGUGUACAUGGUCACCGGCGGACAGUCCCUGCAGAAAUUCCACGACAUUAUUUGUGACAGCAAGUGCAAGCACAUCAAGCUCACCUAUUUCAUCAUGAUCUUCGCCUCCGUCCACUUCGUGCUCUCCCAGCUCCCCAACUUCAACUCCAUCUCCGGCGUCUCCCUCGCCGCCGCCAUCAUGUCACUGAGUUACUCGACAAUCGCGUGGGGCGCGUCAGUGAACAAGGGGAAGGUGGCGAACGUGGACUACGACUUGCGUGCGACGACGACGCCGGGGAAGGUGUUUGGCUUCUUCGAGGCAAUGGGGACUAUGGCGUUUGCAUACGCGGGGCACAACGUGGUGCUUGAGAUCCAGGCCACCAUCCCGUCGACGCCGGAGAAGCCGUCCAAGAAGCCCAUGUGGAAAGGUGUCGUCGUCGCCUACAUCGUCGUUGCCCUCUGCUACUUCCCCGUCUCGCUUGUCGGGUAUUGGGCCUUCGGCAACCAUGUCGAUGACAACAUCCUCAUCACACUCAACAACCCAAAGUGGCUCAUCGCCGUGGCCAACAUGAUGGUCGUCGUACAUGUGAUUGGCAGCUACCAGGUUUACGCGAUGCCAGUGUUCGACAUGCUAGAGACGGUGCUGGUGAGGAAGCUCCAUUUCCCUCCAGGCCUGAUGCUCCGUCUGAUUGCCCGGACCGCCUAUGUUGCCUUCACAAUGUUCGUAGCCAUCACCUUCCCCUUCUUUGGUGAAUUGCUCGGUUUCUUUGGUGGAUUCGCCUUCGCGCCGACAACUUAUUUCCUUCCCUGCAUCAUGUGGCUUGCAAUCUACAAGCCCAAAAGGUUCAGCCUCUCAUGGUUCACCAACUGGAUCUGCAUUGUUCUUGGGGUGCUGUUGAUGAUCCUGUCACCGAUUGGAGGACUUCGGCAGAUAAUCAUGAAAGCCAAGACAUACAGAUUCUACUCAUAAACUACUACUGUUCGUCGUCUUCCGACUCGAGAACAUGCAGGGAAUCGAUUACAGCGUCUAAUGCGAGUCUUUUUGACGUGCCAAAACAUAGUUAGAAAUAUCCUAAUAUGAAAUUCAAAACUUGUUCCAGAUGACGGUGGUUCGAGGCAUGUCGCGAGUCUGUUAAUUAUGGAUUAGUCCAGGGGGUUUGUGCUGGUUAAUCAUGUACAGAUAUAUGUGAGUAGCAACCGGCGCCCGGCGCGGUGGCUGGUGCAGUCCCGCGCGCCGCCGUGUUCCUGUCUCACUAGUGGUCGUGAUCUGAACUUAGCUCUGCGUAUCUUUCGUUCAGUUUUGUUGCUGCGUUUAAUUUGCUCUGUCGCGUUGGUUGGUAAUCCUUCGGUUAGAUCAUUAGUUGUAUGGUAUCGCAAAUUCGCAAGAUACCAGUAGCAUACUAGCAGUGCCCUAGCAUAUGCAAAUGCAAAGUGAUGGAAUCGUGUGUUGAACUGCUCGUCUUCAAUGGUGAUAUUUGGAUCGAAAGCUAAUAAGCUAUACUGCUGUAGUCAGUCCAGAUCAAAUACAAUUUAGCACAGUUUUAAUUGUUGUUC